This is a messenger RNA of Cylicocyclus nassatus, 411 nucleotides long. NCBI's taxonomy places the organism in Eukaryota, Metazoa, Nematoda, Chromadorea, Rhabditida, Strongylidae. The record is from the annotation of a GenBank genome assembly.
AUGGGACUCACAGUUACUCGAUCAGAUGAAACGGACUAUUGUGGUAGCCCUUCAACUUCUCCACUUCUUAAAUUACAGGAACUUGUAUGCACGUAUCUCACCGGCCUCAGUAUGUAUGAGACAAAGCAUGAAUGCCAACUGCAAGACCUCGCUCUUUAUGACCUGGAGAAUAACCUUGAAACGAAGGUUCCGGAAUGUCAUCCACUAUUGAGCGGCGUCUUCACGGCUGAGGACGGAAGUGAAGUUCAGAAUCUGUUACAAUUGACCUCAAACUCAGAAAUGAUCUGGAAAUUGAUGCAAUGCCAACCAAAACAGUAUGGCUGCAAUUUGGAAGACAAACUUAUUGAAGCGAACAAAAAAGGAUUGACUAUACUCUGCCUUUUCAGUAAGAAGUUCCCAAAAAUUACCUAA